AACCCUAAAUUUCACAUGUCACUACGAAGAAUUUUUGAAGCAGAUGUGUUAUUUUUCUCUGUAAUUGUUGAUAUUUUUUUCUCGAAAUUCUGGAAAUUUUGAAGCUCUGUGUAGCGUCUGCAAUGGUGGAGAUUUGAGCUUCAUCACUGUGUUUUCUUUGGACAAGAAGUUCCACUUCUGCGAUUGUACUGCUGGAUUUCUCGUCUGUUUUGUCAUUUUAGAGAAAAAGGUUUUGAGCUGUUGAAGUUUUCUGUAGAUUGCAAUUUUUCUUUUUGAGCUCGAACGUCAUUGUUGUACUAUUUCUGGGUUUCUUUGUCCUGGAUUCAAAUCUAUUCCUCUGCAGAAAGAAACAACAUUCGGGAUUGUAUUUAUUAUUUCUCUAAUUUUUGGGGGUUGAAAAAGGUUUGAAAUCUUCAAUGGGUGGGGUUUAAACAUUUUUUUGGCGGUUUUGGUGUUUCUUUUGUAUUUUUUUUUUCUCUGAUUCAUAUAAAUGGAGGAAAAGGAGAGUUUUGCUUCUGGGUUUGUGCUGAAGGAUAACGAUGCCCCGGACAGCUUCCAUGUAGCUCCGAGGAAUGAAAACUCCGGUCAGUUCCCCGGCGGGACCGAACCUGCGGCUCAGGCACCUGUAAGUGCUCCAGCGACAGUGAUGGGGACCGUGACUUCAGGUACGAAUGUUAAGAAGAAGAGAGGGAGGCCAAGGAAGUAUGGUCCUGAUGGAAUGGCGUUGGCGUUGUCUCCGAUGCCGAUUUCGUCGUCAAUUCCGUUGACCGGUGACUUCUCGGGUUGGAAGAGGGGUCGAGGGCGCUCUGUUGAAUCGAUGAAGAAGUCGUUUAAUAAGUGUGACUUGGAAAGCUCAGGACCAGGUAAUGGACUUGCAUACUCGGUUGGUGCCAAUUUUACACCCCAUAUACUCAUAGUUAAUGCUGGCGAGGAUGUUAACAUGAAGGUUAUGUCCUUCUCUCAACAAGGAUCCCGAGCCAUUUGCAUUCUUUCUGCAAAUGGCAUGAUUUCAAAUGUAACACUUCGACAACCAACUUCCUCUGGUGGUACUUUAACAUAUGAGGGACGAUUUGAGAUUCUUUCUUUGUCUGGUUCAUAUAUGCCAACUGAAAACGGAGUGGCAAGGAGCAGAUCUGGUGGAAUGAGUGUCUCUUUGGCAGGUCCAGAUGGUCGAGUGGUUGGGGGUGGACUUGCUGGUCUGUUGGUUGCUGCAGGCCCUGUACAGGUUGUCGUGGGCAGUUUCCUUCCAGGUCACCAGCAGGAGCACAAAAACAAGAAGCAGAAGAUGGAGUUUAUAUCUACCAUCACACCUCCCCAUUUUAGUCCUGUCUCUGAUCAAGAAUUGUAUGUUAGUUUUGGAGGAGUAAAGCCUAUUCUAACACCUGCUGCUUUUCAAGGAGACAAUGUUACUUGUUUUAACAAUGUACAAGGCUCUAGGGACUCCUCGGCAUCACCUUUUCCUGAAAAGGAGUCUAAUGCCAGCCUAUCAAAUGCUGGGAUUCCUAGUUAAACAUGGCUUCUGGUUCCAGAUCGAAGGACCUUGAUAGUCAGAUGAGUGUUUUUAACUGUUGUACCCAUAAACCUUAGGUUUUAGGAAAUAUGUUUGUUGGUAGGUUUUCAUAUGUCUGUUCUUAUGAUGCAUCUGUAGUGUAACAAUUAAUGUAGGAAACAUGUGCCAAUUUUCUUUCCCUUGCAUUAUUUCUUUAUGACUGAAAGGUUGAGUGGAUGCGGGUGUCUUCUGAACUGUAACACUAGAUGUCAUCUGUUGAAAGAAAAAAUUGCAUCUAGGUUUUCCUCCUUA
This is a messenger RNA of Prosopis cineraria, 1801 nucleotides long. RefSeq names its product AT-hook motif nuclear-localized protein 3. NCBI's taxonomy places the organism in Eukaryota, Viridiplantae, Streptophyta, Magnoliopsida, Fabales, Fabaceae. Gene Ontology annotation, molecular function: minor groove of adenine-thymine-rich DNA binding. The transcript has 6 exons. The record is from RefSeq and is a predicted model, not a curated record. Bases 491 to 1510 code for a protein of 339 amino acids.